AAGAGAGAGGGGGAGGGAGAGGCCGUUCACGUGUUCCACUUGCGCACCACCUGUCUGCGCAAAGAUCCCUUUUUGGAGAUACUUUUCUUCUCUUUUCUUGACCGUUUGUUGUUUUCUAGACACUUUUUUUUUUUUGGGUGGGUUUUCUCUGUUUCUCAGCCUCAUUUCUCUAUGUUACGUUGAUGUUUCAUCGAAAGGGGUUGCCUUCUUGUGGGUGGGGAUGGAGGCUGUAAAAAUUUAAGGUAGCUCUCUGGCUCUAAUCGAACAGACAAAGAUGCAGUAAGACUGCCCCCGUUCAUCGGACGGUCAGAAAGGAUCUUCACGGUCUGAUCAUUAAACAAAGUUAAGAUUUUCUGCCAGUUUUUUAACUUCCGUCCUUCCAGGUAAAGCCUGGCAGGCUGAGGGUUUGGUAUCUUUCCUUUAGUGGUGUGAAGAUUUUUCUUCGGGGAGAAAUAGGCACCCUCUCCUCUUCCUAGGGAACAGUCUUCUCAUCUUUGCCACCACCCUGUCUCUUGCUCUCCGUCUUUCUUUCUCAUCUUCUCCUCUUGAAAUCCUGAAGCUUUGGAGAUUUUUGAGAGAGGAAGAGGGAGAGGGAGAGGGAGGGAGAGAUGGAGGCAGUUCUACAGACCAAAGGCCUUCUCUCACUACCCUCAAACCCCAGAAGCAGGUUCUUGAAUCCAUCCCAGAGCCUCAGGCAUAGAGUUUUGUCCAUCAAACCCAACAGUCUCUCUGCCCUUCCUCUUUCCACAAAUGGGUUCCAGAAAUUCAAUGGUGUCAUCUCAAGGCCUGGUGAAAUUUACCAGAAAAACAGGACCUUUCACAUCUGCAAGGCUGAGGCAGCAGCUGCAGGUGCUGAUGGUCAGCCUGUUUUUAGUGAGCCAGAGAAGCCCAAGUUUCUGGGCUUAGAGGCCGUCACCUUCAAGAAGAUUGUCCCUCUAGGGUUGAUGUUCUUUUGCAUUCUAUUCAACUACACAAUUCUCAGGGACACAAAGGACGUGCUGGUGGUGACUGCCAAAGGGAGCAGUGCAGAAAUCAUACCUUUCCUCAAGACUUGGGUGAAUUUGCCCAUGGCGGUCGGGUUCAUGUUGUUGUACACGAAAUUGGCUAAUGUUCUUUCCAAGGAAGCCCUCUUCUAUUCAGUGAUUGUCCCUUUCAUAGCCUUUUUUGGGGCAUUUGGAUUUGUUCUGUACCCUCUCAGCAACUAUAUCCACCCUGAAGCCUUUGCAGACAAGCUUCUUGAUAUGUUGGGUCCUAGGUUUCUUGGACCUCUUGCAAUCAUGAGGAUCUGGAGCUUCUGCUUGUUUUAUGUUAUGGCUGAGCUGUGGGGAAGUGUGGUGAUUUCUGUGCUGUUUUGGGGAUUUGCCAAUCAGAUAACCACUGUUGAAGAAGCCAAAAGGUUCUACCCUCUGUUUGGACUUGGGGCCAACGUUGCUCUUAUUUUCUCUGGCCGAACAGUGAAGUAUUUCUCUAAUAUGAGAAAGAAUUUGGGUCCUGGAGUCGAUGGCUGGGCUAUCUCCUUGAAAGCUAUGAUGACAAUUGUGGUGGUAAUGGGGCUCGCAAUUUGUGGCCUAUACUGGUGGGUGAACACUUUCGUUCCUCUUCCAACGCGUAGCAAGAAGAAGAAGGAGAAGCCCAAGAUGGGAACAAUGGAGAGUGUGAAGUUCUUGGUAUCUUCAAGAUACAUCCGAGAUCUCGCUACAUUAGUGGUUGCUUAUGGUAUUAGCAUCAAUCUUGUUGAAGUUACAUGGAAAUCAAAGCUCAAAGCGCAGUUUCCCAGUCCAAAUGAAUAUUCUUCCUUCAUGGGCGAUUUCUCGACUGCAACCGGCAUAAUGACCUUUUCCAUGAUGUUGCUUAGCCAAUUCAUAUUCAACAAAUAUGGAUGGGGAGUCGCAGCCAAGAUCACGCCGACCGUCCUGCUUUUGACAGGAAUUGGAUUCUUUUCUCUGAUAUUGUUUGGCCAUCCGCUUGCCCCUGCUCUAGCUAAUUUCGGGAUGACCCCUCUUUUGGCCGCUGUAUACGUGGGUGCACUGCAAAAUAUUUUCAGCAAAAGUGCCAAGUACAGCUUAUUUGACCCUUGCAAAGAGAUGGCGUACAUUCCCCUCGAUGAAGACACUAAGGUUAAAGGUAAAGCAGCCAUUGAUGUCGUCUGUAACCCACUGGGCAAGUCUGGCGGUGCUUUGAUCCAACAAUUCAUGAUCCUAACAUUUGGAUCGCUUGCAAAUUCGACUCCUUACUUGGGGGGAAUUCUUUUGGUGAUUGUUCUUGCAUGGUUAGCCGCGGCUAGGUCUCUUGAGACCCAGUUCAAUGCCUUGCGCCAAGAGGAAGAGCUUGAAAAGGAGAUGGAGAGAGAGGAAGUUAAGAUACCGGUCGUGCCGCAAACAGAAAGCGGGAAUGGCUCUUUGGCAUCUGGCUCGACUUUGAACCCUGCCACUGGCGACUCGGCAAGCAGUUCAUCGGAGACUUCGAUGCCUCGCAAUUAAUUCAUGUUUCUCGCGUCACUCUACAAUGGAGUGAUGCUGAUGCUUGGCGAUGUUUGCUGGCUGUAGGAUUUGUUUCUCUUAUAGAAAUAAAUGGUUACUGAAGCGGCUAUUUUUUUGGCUCAGAGACUGCUCUUUUUACUUGAAAAUUUAUAAAAGCUUCUGCUAGAUGAAGGUCAUUGUAUCAUAGAGAAUUUUUUCAUGAUGAUGAUGUGAAUGAAAAGAUCUGCCUUUACUGUA
This is a messenger RNA of Syzygium oleosum, 2717 nucleotides long. RefSeq names its product plastidic ATP/ADP-transporter-like. The coding region runs from base 609 to 2480 and encodes 623 amino acids. The transcript is spliced from 5 exons. Gene Ontology annotation, biological process: nucleotide transport. The record is from RefSeq and is a predicted model, not a curated record. Lineage: Eukaryota; Viridiplantae; Streptophyta; Magnoliopsida; Myrtales; Myrtaceae. Gene Ontology annotation, cellular component: membrane. Gene Ontology annotation, molecular function: ATP:ADP antiporter activity.